UUCUGUUUAAAAAUGGACGCGUCCUGCUCGAGUCAGGCUAAUUCUACAAGGUUAAAAUACAGCUUUACGGACAACUAUGCUGUAUUUUAAAAGACAUGACAGUAUGGAGCAGCUCCGACAGAUUCGUUAAGCUCUGCUCUGUUUACAGGAUGUCUCUGAAGAAAGCUUCGGCGUGUCUGCAGAGGCUGCAGAUCUUACACCUGACCCCCUUAAGAAAGAAGCCCUUCAUCAGUGCCAUGCUCACCCAAAACAGACCUCUACACUGUGCCACUCAUCAGCUCCAGUGCAGAAACCUGGACGAUCCAACUCCAGCCACAUCUGCUGCCUCAGCAAGUUCAUUCACAGACAAAACAGCAGAGAAUGGACAGUGUCCUUCUGAGCCUGCACGCCCGGGACCUCCUCCCCCUCCCACUUGUUGCUGCAUGAGUGGCUGCCAUAACUGUGUCUGGAUUGAGUACGCUGAGCAGCUGCUGAAAUACUACAGUGACGGUGGAGAGAAAGCUCUGGCUGCCAUAGAGGAGAACAUUCAGGAUGAGAACCUCAAGACUUACCUUAAAAUGGAGAUCAGGCUACUCAAGAGGCCUUGAUUUUUAUUUUUUUUCCCUUUAACCCCUACAAGACUGUUGAAUUCUCUCUGCUUUUUAAAAUGCUGUCAUAGUUUGAGAAGGUGUAUGCACGUUAGCUCAGUUUUGAUGGUGAGAUCUUAAAUUUUAUGAGGUCAAAAGCCUUUGCAACCUUCUAAAACGCUGCACUGUCGACUUUUGUGAAUUUGUGACCACCUAUGACCAUGUUAGAUAUAAAGACAGUACUGUAGAGUUAGAUUAGACUAAGUGACCCUUAUUAGUCCCACAACGGGGAAAUUUCACCUCCGCGUUUGACCUAUCCGUGUAGUGAAACACCACACACACACACUAGUGAAUGCACACACACUAGGGGGCAGUGAGCACAAAUGCCCAGAAGCAGUGGGCAGCCCUAUCCACAGUGCCCAUCGAGCAGUUGGGGGUUAGGUGCCCUCAGUCAUGUACUGUCUGCUCAGGGGAUCAAACUGGCAACCUUCCAGUCACCGGGCUGGUUCCCUAACCUCCAUGACUGCCCCCUGGAUGGAUAGACAUGCUUUUAGGAACUCUGACCAGGUUUUAUUUAUAAAAUAAUCCAGUUAGUUUACAGUUCAAGAGAUCUUGACACUCCAGGUGGCCCAGCCUGUAUUAUGCACUAGGGUUAAUUUUCCCAAACAUGCAUUAAGCGUUGUCUUGGACCAAAUUGCAGUGCCAAUGGUAAAUCACCAUUUUAGUCUAAGCCUUGGCUUAAUCAGGUUCUAGGAAGCCAGCCCUAUAUGUCCAAAUGUUUGUAGGGACCUGCUCGCCCAACGUUUCUUUAGAAAUCAGGGGUAUUAAAGGAAAGUUGCGUCAAAAAAACUAAUUGACACCGUUUUCCACUCACCCCAGACAUAGUCGAUCAGCCAAGAAAUAUUUGGGAUCUAAAUUUUUUAUGCUUUACUUUGGCUACAAGACUAAAGUUGCUAACAAACACUAGAAGUCAACAGUCACCCAAAUCUUUUCUGUCAAUAUAUGCCCUAAAUUCCACACAAUGGGCCUCAUU
Molecule: messenger RNA, 1599 nt
Organism: Colossoma macropomum (tambaqui)
Lineage: Eukaryota; Metazoa; Chordata; Actinopteri; Characiformes; Serrasalmidae
Gene: oxld1
Product: oxidoreductase-like domain containing 1
Exons: 2
Coding region: 96-587 (163 amino acids)
Cellular component (GO): mitochondrion
Source: RefSeq, a predicted model, not a curated record